Messenger RNA from Gadus macrocephalus (Pacific cod), 6027 nucleotides. It is a transcript of the gene ppp1r37, whose product is annotated as protein phosphatase 1, regulatory subunit 37. The record is from RefSeq and is a predicted model, not a curated record. NCBI's taxonomy places the organism in Eukaryota, Metazoa, Chordata, Actinopteri, Gadiformes, Gadidae. Gene Ontology annotation, molecular function: protein binding. The coding region runs from base 961 to 4944 and encodes 1327 amino acids. The transcript is spliced from 15 exons.
CGCCGUGACGCGCCCGUGACGUAGUGACGUGUGGACAACAAACAGUCGUCGGGUCUCCAGCUAGCUAGCAGAAGCUAACGCUUUAUACACGUAGCGUCUCCUUCAAACCCCGUACGGGGGGUUUCCACUUGCGCCGGGAUAUUAAUUUAAUUCCCCCAAAAAAUAUCGAAUAGCAUCGGUUCAUUCGGUGGACGUAGCUGUCUCUGGGAAACAAACCGCUAGCACUGACGUUAGCCACCGAGACGUGUUCCCUGCUCGCUGUUUUUCUCCUUGAGUCCAGGCUUCUGGUGAGCCGCUCUCCAGGGCACCGAGACCUGGUCACCAGCCAACCGAGACGCGAUCCCAAGCCCACCGAGACCCGUUCCCCAGCCCACAGAGACCCGGUCCCCAGCACACCGAGACCCGCUCACCAGCCCACCGAGACCCGCACUUCAGGGCACCUAGACCAACUCUCCAGACCUCCGAGACCCGCUUUCCAGCACCGCAAGACCCGGUCUCUAACACACCGGGACCCGCUGCAGGUGACGGGACCGUUUUACCGACAGAACACCAUAUAGUUUGUCAGAGGUCAAGCCUUUGGGUCCCACGAAAAAGUGGACAAUGAAGCCUCAUCUCGGCCUACAUGUCAUCGGGCAUUAAGUUGAAGCUAGGUAGCGCAGCCAAGUUCAUGCAAAUCCACUGGUCUGGACUGGCUCACUGUACUGGCUCACUGUACUGUCUCACUGUACUGGCUCAAUGUACUGGCCUAAUGGAGGCGCCCUGACUGAACUGGACGUCCUGAUCUUUCAAACGCUGCAUGCAGUUUGCUGAUGGCCUGACGGCUGUUCCUGCGUUAUCACAGGGGGUCAAAUUGUAGAACCAAAUAAUGUCCACUGCCUGAUUGAUUGGUACUAGUAGUUCUAGAUCUAGUACCCAGCCUCUCUGCCAAAACUGAAGACUGCAUUAACUGGAGAUGAGAACAUGAACAUCGAGGAGCAGCCUUUAGAUCUGUGCAAUGUUAAAACACAGAGCAGCGUGAACCAUGAGCACAACAGCAGCCACACAGAGGGCGUCCUGUCCCGGAUCACUGAACUGAUGAUGGACGGGGACACAGGCAAACAGAACAAUGUCCCCCCACAGCCCUGUGAGACGUACCUGCUCCCCCCGCGGACUGACCCCCUGAGGGGGGUGGAGGAGGACAACCACCCGGGCCCGGGGACUCGGCUACUUGACGAGGUGAACGGGAAUAUGAACAGCAGUGGCGCCCCAGACGGCCCCACAGCUGGACACCCUAAGGACCGUUCGGGUCUGGAGGAGACCCACGGGGACAUCAGGGUGGAGGUCAUCGAGCAGAGCAACACGGAGAGUGCCAAGUUCGCCAUGGGGGACGGCGGCGGGGACAUGGACAUCGGGGUGGACUUGAGCCUGGAUGAGAGCGGGGUCCUGGAGGGCGACCCAGAGAGCCCGGAGCCGUCGGUGACCGUGGAGUCGUCGGCGGCCGCCUGCAGAUACACCAACAAGGAGGCAGAGAGCCCCUCCGAACGAAGCCAGGAAAGGACAGAAGCUGCUGCGGCCCCCGACCAGGCCCUGUUGCCCCCCAGCCUGGAGGAUGGGGGGGACCACCACAGAGCAGAUACCAAGAAGGUGACCUUCCCCUCAGAUGAGGAUAUUGUUUCUGGAGCUGUGGAGCCCAAGGACCCCUGGAGACAUGCCCAGAACGUGACCGUGGAUGAGAUUCUCAACGCCUACAGACAAGGCUGCCAGAAGCUCAACUGCAAGCCCAUCGCCAAAGUGCUCAAACAGAUUCAGGAACUGAAAGAUCUGACUCAGCGAAACGAAUGCCUGGAUCUUAAAGGUGAGAAGCUGGACUACAAGGCCUGCGAGUCCCUUGAAGAGGUGUUGAAGAGGGUGCAGUUCAAGUUGGUGGACCUGGAGCAGACGAACCUGGAUGAAGAUGGGGCGUCGGCGCUGUUCGAUAUGAUCGAGUACUAUGAGUCGGCCACGCACCUCAAUAUCUCCUUCAACAAACACAUCGGCACGCGGGGAUGGCAGGCCGCCGCCCACAUGAUGAGGAAGACCAGCUCCCUCCAGUACCUGGACGCCCGCCACAGCCCCCUGCUGGACCACUCGGCCCCCUUCGUGGCCCGGGCACUGAGGAUCAGCGGCAGCCUGGUGGUCCUCCACCUGGAGAACGCCGGCCUCUCAGGACGGCCCCUCAUGCUGCUGGCCACGGCGCUGAAGAUGAACAUGAACCUGCGGGAGCUAUACCUGGCGGACAACAAGCUGAACGGCCUGCAGGACUCUGCGCAGCUGGGGAACCUGCUCAAGUUCAACUACAACAUCCAGAUCCUGGACCUGCGCAACAACCACAUCCUGGACACGGGGCUGGCCUACGUCUGUGAGGGCCUGAAGGAGCAGAGGAAGGGCCUGGUCACCCUGGUGCUGUGGAACAACCAGCUCACGCACAACGGCAUGGGCUACCUGGCUGCUGCUCUGCCGUGCACCCAGAGCCUGGAGACACUCAACCUGGGCCACAACUCCAUCGGGAACGAGGGCGUCCACCAGCUGAAGGACGGCCUGAUCUCCAACCGCUCGGUGCUGCGUCUGGGCCUGGCCUCCACCAAGCUCUCCUGUGAAGGCGCGGUGGCGGUGGCUGAGUUCAUCGCUGAGAGCUCUCGGCUGCUGCGUCUGGACCUGCGGGAGAACGAAGUGAAGACGGGCGGCCUAAUGGCUCUGUCCCUCGCCCUGAAGGUCAACACGUCCCUGCUGAGGCUAGACCUGGACCGCGAGCCCAAGAAGGAGACGGUGAAGAGCUUCAUCGAGACGCAGCGCAUCCUGCUGGCCGAGAUUCAGAACGGCUGCAAGAGGAACUUCAUCCUGGCCAAGGAGAAGGAGGAGACGGACCAGAAGAUGAGGCAGUCCGCCUCCAUGGCGGAGAUCGCCACAGAGGACGGCCCCCCCACAGAGGAGGAGCCCUCGGACCCCGCCCUCCAGAAGGCGGGGCUCCAGAACCAGGGGGACGGCGAGGUCGGAGACGGCCAAUCAGAGAAGAGCAGCCUCCUGUCAGAGUCGAGCGCUGGCCAAUCGGAGUCGAACGUCGGCCCGGCAGAGACCUACCCCGAGACGGAAGCCCCGCCCCUCUGCGAGGAGUCGGACUCGGACACAGAGGAGGAGGAGGAGGUCCAGGCCGAAACCUCCUCCGGCUUCACCGAGACCGGCCCCCGGCCCCAGGCUGCGCCCCCCCGCAGCGCCUCCCGCGUCCCGCCGCCCUCGCCGGCCGUCCCCAUCACCGGGAGGAGCGUCCUGUCGGCCGUCACGGUGACGGAGUCCCCCCUGCACCGCGGGCCGCCCCCCUCCCCCGGCCGCCUCAUCGCGGUCUCCAGCCCCGGGAGGGGCCACAAGGUCUUCAUGGUGACCCGGGUGGAGAGCCCCCCCGACCAGCAGCAGGCCACGGGGGGCCACCAGAACAGCGGCAGCCGGUCCGGGUUCACCGCCCCGCCGUCUGCUGAGUCCGGCCCCCCCACAGACGACCCCCGCAGCGAAUCACAAUCCACGGGCCUCACGGACCAGAACCUGCCCCACGGACCAGAACCUGAACCUGCCACGGACCCUGUGGCCCCCCCAACCCCCCCACUGAUGCUCCCCGAGGGCCCUGCGGAGGAACGGAACCAGCAGCUCACCCCGGACCUGUCUGCGGGGGCCCGCACUGUAGACCCUGAGGGCCCCCCAGCCAACCAGACUUCCUGCUUCCCCAGCACUCAGGCAGAACCAGGGGUGCCCCCCCAGACCCCCAGUGGACCCCAGACCCCCAGCGGACCCCAGUCCCCCAGCGGACCCCAGUCCCCCAGCGGACCCCAGACCCCCAGCGGACCCCAGACCCCCAGCGGACCCCAGACCCCCAGCGAACCCCUGACCCCCAGUGUACCCCAGACCCCCCUGACCCCCAGUGUACCCCAGACCCCCCUGACCCCCAGUGGACCCCAGACCCCCAGUGGACCCCAGACCCCCAGUGUACCCCAGACCCCCCAUGUACCCCAGACCCCCCCCCAGACCACGUGGUCCGGCCCCCGAGAGCCAGCGGCCCCAGCAGCAGCGUGGGAGAGCAGCAAGGAGGGAGAGGAGGUACAGGGGGAGGAUCCAGAGGAUAAAAUGUCCGCCGCCGAGCAGCAUCAGGCAGUAGGGGGCGUGGGGACCCCCCAGGCAGGCAUGCAGGAAGUGCCUGAGACUCUGAAGGAGGCGCAGUCGCCCAGCCCCCCAACAGGGGAAAGCCCGCCCCCGCCCUCCUGGGAGGACCAUCCUCUGAGCCCACUCCUGGACCUCACCCCCCAGGGGAGGGUUGCCGACCAGGGGGGGCAGGGGGCGGGGCCAGCAGUCCUCCCCAACGGGCUUAGGGCGGAGUUCGCCCUGCUGGAGGCUGAGGGCCCCAAGGCAGCCGGCUCUCUGCUGGAGGCUGAGGGCCCCAAGGCAACCGGCUCUCUGCUGGAGGGUGAGGGCCCCAAGGCAACCGGCUCUCUGCUGGAGGCUGAGGGCCCCAAGGCAACCGGCUCUCUGCUAGAGGCUGAGGGCCCCAAGGCAACCGGCUCUCUGCUGGAGGCUGAGGGCCCCAAGGCAACCGGCUCUCUGCUGGAGGCUGAGGGCCCCAAGGCAGAGACCUGUCUGCUGGAGGCUGAGGGCCCCAAGGCAGAGACCUGUCUGCUGGAGGCUGAGGGCCCCAAUGCAGAGACCUGUCUGCUGGAGGCUGAGGGCCCCAAGGCAGAGACCUGUCUGCUGGAGGCUGAGGGCCCCAAUGCAGAGACCUGUCUGCGGGAGGCUGAGGGCCCCAAGGCAGAGACCUGUCUGCUGGAGGCUGAGGGCCCCAAGGCAGCCGGCAGUCUGCUGGAGCACGCAGAGCUGAGCUGCGGGCCGGACGUGGAGACGCUGCUGCUGGACGCCAGUCUGGAGACGGAGCGGAGAGACGCGCCCUGAAGACCCCAGGCUGCGUCGUGGGACCCCCGGUCUGCCUCCUCAGAUGGUCGCCUCUCUCCGCCAGACCCUCUGCCGGCUGGAACACCGUACAUAAAGAUAUACCAACAUGUUAAAUAGACCAAAAAGAUAGAGCAUCUCAAACAGAAAGACUUUUGAAAACAACUCCACCAUCACCACGCUUUGGCACUAGGCAUCAGAGCUCCACCUGCCCCACACUACACCCCCCACUGAGCCCCAGGAAGAGGUGCUACAGUCGGGCGCUCUGCUCCAUCGACGCCCCAGAACCCCACACCACAAGAGGGGGCUGAUGACACUAACCAAAGACUACAGAAUACAGCCCCCCCCCCCAGGCAACAGGUGUGGUAUGGUGUGUACCCCACCCUGUCAGGCGCUCCCAGGAGCCAGGCGUCUUCCUCGCUGGGUUCCUCAGCCUGGGGGUCUCCAAGCUCACAGAUCUGUUUGGUCCCCGAGGGAAAAUGAGUUGAGAAAGUUGUUGAAAGUGUCCCUCUUGUGUUUGCUGUGUCCCUGCCCAGCCCCCCUACACUACUGUCCUCAUUCUGAUGAGUCGUGCUGUUAAUGGAAGUCAAACUGUACGGCCUUCAAAUCUGCCGACCAAAUCCAAUCGCAGACACUUUAACGUGGUCUCGCUUCACGGAUGUCCUUCCCCCCCCCCCCCACCUGCUCACAGCUGCGGGGGACAUAUAAGGCGUCUUGAUACGAGUAGAUUGUCCCCUGUUCCUUCCUUCCUGGCCUUCUUUAUUCCGUCUUCCACUAGUAGCGUCGUCCCCCGUGAUUCAUGUUGCCUUCACUUCAUUCUUAGUUUGAAUUUUAUCCUGGCUUUUGUUUUGCUGCUUUGAGAAAUCGAUUGUUUUUGUAUUUAUUUUAUAGAUCUAUGAGCCUCUCUGUGUGGAUUAUUCCCCUCCCUUCCCUUUUGUGUUUAAUGUUAUUUCUUUAUUAAGGGUUUUUGCUUUAAGCGACUUGCCCCGUUGGUGUAAAUGUCCUGUUGGAUUAGGUGGUUGUUUCUCUUGAUUGGGGAAAGGGUCUUGGUAAUAAAGAUAUCUUCGGGUGAAGGGUUUACGUCAA